GCUGCUUGUGGUGGCCAUGUUCAGUGGUAGAUAAGAAUUAAUUACCUAUAAAGAAAGAAAGAAAGAAGGACACAAGAUGUUCAAUCUUUCUCAAAGUUUACAUCUUUCCGCUUCAUGCGAAGAUGGCGGCCAUGUCUUUCCUUUCCGCUGCUCCUUCGAGCUCCUUCCAUGGCGGUCUUCAUCUGGGUAAGAGCGAUCCCUGCCUCUUCGGUUCCUACCCUCAAACCGGGAAUACUCAGAGACCUUCUCUUUCCAUCAGGUGCCAAUCUACUAAUACCAAGGAGCCAAAGAGUAGUAAUAUUCUGGACAAUGCCAGCAACCUUUUUACAAACUUGUUAAGCGGUGGAAGUUUGGGGUCAAUGCCCACUGCUGAAGGAGCUGUCUCUGAUCUAUUUGGGAAGCCUCUCUUCUUAUCGCUCUACGACUGGUUCAUGGAGCAUGGAGGAGUGUAUAAACUUGCGUUUGGUCCAAAGGCCUUUGUUGUCAUCUCUGAUCCUAUUGUUGCAAGGCAUGUCCUCAGAGAAAACGCAUUUUCUUAUGACAAGGGAGUUCUUGCUGAGAUCUUGGAGCCCAUCAUGGGGAAAGGGUUGAUACCUGCUGACCUUGACACCUGGAAGUUAAGAAGAAGAGCUAUAACUCCUGCGUUCCAUGCAUUGUAUCUGGAAGCCAUGGUCAAAGUAUUCAGCGACUGUUCCGAGAAAAUGAUACUUAAAUCCGAGAAACUCUUGAGGGAGAAAGAAGUUUCAAGCGGAGAGGGGGACACAGAGAUCGAGUUGGAUCUUGAAGCAGAGUUCUCGAGUUUGGCUCUUGAUAUUAUAGGGCUUAGCGUCUUCAACUACGACUUUGGCUCUGUCACAAAAGAGUCCCCUGUCAUUAAGGCGGUUUAUGGAACUCUUUUCGAGGCAGAGCAUCGGUCUACUUUCUACUUUCCCUAUUGGAACUUUCCGCCAGCCAGAUGGAUCGUUCCGAGGCAGAGAAAGUUCCAAAGCGAUCUCAAGAUCAUAAACGAUUGCCUUGAUGGACUCAUUCAAAAUGCAAAAGAGACAAGACAGGAAACAGAUGUAGAGAAGCUCCAGCAACGUGACUACUCUAAUCUCAAGGAUGCAAGUCUUUUACGGUUCUUGGUGGAUAUGCGUGGUGUUGAUAUUGAUGACCGACAGCUGAGGGAUGACUUAAUGACUAUGCUAAUUGCUGGUCACGAGACAACCGCAGCUGUUCUUACUUGGGCUGUUUACCUUCUUGCACAAAGUCCUGCAAAAAUUAGGAAAGCUCAAGCAGAGAUUGAUGCUGUGCUUGGUGACGGUGCACCUACUUAUGAAUCGUUGAAAAAGCUCGAGUACAUACGACUCAUCGUUGUAGAAUCCCUUCGUCUCUAUCCUCAGCCGCCUCUGCUCAUCAGACGCACUCUUAAACCAGAAACCUUGCCUGGAGGAUACAAAGGUGAAAAGGAAGGUCAUAAAGUUCCGAAAGGGACUGAUAUCUUCAUUUCUGUGUACAAUCUCCAUAGAUCUCCAUACUUUUGGGAUAACCCACAAGAGUUUGAGCCUGAGAGGUUCUUAAGAAAAAAGGAGAGCAAUGGCAUUGAAGGCUGGGCUGGCUUUGAUCCAUCUCGAAGCCCUGGUGCACUUUACCCCAACGAGAUCAUAGCAGACUUUGCAUUCUUACCAUUUGGUGGAGGGCCAAGGAAAUGCAUUGGAGACCAGUUUGCACUAAUGGAGUCGACCGUGGCACUAGCUAUGUUGCUGCAGAAAUUCGACGUGGAGCUGCGUGGACCGCCAGAGUCUGUUGAACUCGUGAGCGGCGCUACAAUCCAUGCCAAGAAUGGGAUGUGGUGUAAACUUAAGAGAAGAUCAAAAUGAAAUGAGAGAGGCAAGAAAACACCAUUUGUGUGUGUUGUAUUGGUGAAAUAGUGAAAUUUGUUACUUACAAGAGAGGGGGAUCAGGAUGUAUUAUUUUGAUACAAUAUCAUAUCUUAUUACAGGUUCAAAAGCAA
Molecule: messenger RNA, 1993 nt
Organism: Brassica napus (rape)
Lineage: Eukaryota; Viridiplantae; Streptophyta; Magnoliopsida; Brassicales; Brassicaceae
Product: cytochrome P450 97B3, chloroplastic
Exons: 12
Coding region: 123-1859 (578 amino acids)
Cellular component (GO): chloroplast
Molecular function (GO): oxidoreductase activity, acting on paired donors, with incorporation or reduction of molecular oxygen; monooxygenase activity; heme binding
Source: RefSeq, a predicted model, not a curated record